This is a messenger RNA of Myzus persicae (green peach aphid), 502 nucleotides long. Its product is annotated as histone H2B. The coding region runs from base 77 to 457 and encodes 126 amino acids. NCBI's taxonomy places the organism in Eukaryota, Metazoa, Arthropoda, Insecta, Hemiptera, Aphididae. The transcript has a single exon. Gene Ontology annotation, cellular component: nucleosome. Gene Ontology annotation, molecular function: DNA binding; structural constituent of chromatin; protein heterodimerization activity. The record is from RefSeq and is a predicted model, not a curated record.
CAGUUGUAUAGACCACAUAUCACUCAGGUCCCGACAGUUCAGUUGUUAGCAUCUUAUUUCUACAUCUAGACCAGACAUGGCUCCAGGAGGAAAAUCCGCAGGCGGUAAAGCGAUGAAGAAGUCAGGUAAGGCGCAAAAGAACAUCGCCAAGUCCGAUAAGAAACGCAGGCCCAAGAGGAAAGAGUCGUACGCCAUUUACAUUUACAAAGUGUUGAAACAAGUGCACCCAGACACCGGCGUUUCCUCAAAGGCAAUGAGCAUCAUGAACAGCUUCGUCAACGACCUUUUCGAACGGAUUGCUUCUGAAUCCAGUCGUCUGGCUCACUACAACAAGCGUUCGACCAUCACCAGCCGGGAAAUCCAAACCGCUGUCCGACUCUUGUUGCCCGGCGAAUUGGCCAAGCACGCUGUAAGUGAAGGUACUAAAGCCGUCACCAAGUACACGAGCUCCAAAUAAUUUCUACUGCUCCUCAAUCCAUAACGUUUAAAACGGCCCUUUUCA